Messenger RNA from Eimeria mitis, 1056 nucleotides. RefSeq lists its product as uncharacterized. Lineage: Eukaryota; Apicomplexa; Conoidasida; Eucoccidiorida; Eimeriidae. The record is from RefSeq and is a predicted model, not a curated record.
AUGAAUGCUCUGCGUGGUAAGCGUUUGGAUUUUGCUUUUUCGGAGAGAAAAAAUGUACCUUACAGAAACUACAACCGUGGUUGGGUGGGCUCGCACCAGCCGUCCAGCUCUGAGAGGGCUUUCCGUAGGUUUGCAGCCCUUGGUACAGUCACAGCAGCAAUUUUGUUGGUGUUUACCUGUGCCACCCUUAUCGCAAAGCCAUUGUGGUCUUGGAAACUAGGUCGGCGAUUGGCUUCUGGGAAGGGGUUAAGAGAUGUGCAGGACGGCCGUGAGGACUCGCUGGAUAUAUGCGCACCCGGGGAAACUUCAAACGAUCAAAAAUCGGAGCCCUACCCAUAUACUGCGAUGCCGCCCGAGCGGGCGCCAAAAGAAGUAUUUUUAGCCAAAGAUAUAGGAAAGUUAGCUCCGAGACAGGCCGAGUCCGCGCAGCUUGAAAUGGAGCCGGCAACUGACCGGUCAGACGCCCGGUUGAGAAAAGACAGGCCGAGUCCGCGCAGCUUGAAAUGGAGCCGGCAACUGACCGGGCCAACACCGGCAGUAAGUGUGGCACCUUCUCCUCUUGAUAUCAAUUUAGAAAGCUUGGUGGACGAUGAGGAACUAAUACUGCGGAGCUGGUUUCCAGAACCGCCUAAAGAUAGUCGGCCAGCUAGCCACUUUGACAGCCAUUUCGAUACGGAAGCGACUUUUUCAGAGUGCGAGGACUUGCGAUGCUAUCGAGAGGCCGGCAACGGGCCAACCAUAUCGUCAACAGAUUCAGGAUUGCGACAGAGUCAUCCAGUAGGUAGCAGCUUAGCCAAAGUAGGAAGUGGAACUUCUGACGUAACAAUGCAGGUAAUUCAGGCGGAGCCGGAGCGUUCUGCGGAGGGCGAGAGCCUUGCUGUCGUACCUGCUUUAGGAACCAGCAACGAUAUCAGCGGACACCCUUUCUUCCGUCUUCCCUCUGUUCCGCCGGGCCUCAGCGCAAGACAGUUCGACGUUGCCAACAUCACCCUUUCUUCCGUCUUCCCUCUGUUCCGCCGGGCCUCAGCGCAAGACAGUUCGACGUUGCCAACAUAG